Lachancea fermentati is the source of this 870-nucleotide messenger RNA. The record is from the annotation of a GenBank genome assembly. Lineage: Eukaryota; Fungi; Ascomycota; Saccharomycetes; Saccharomycetales; Saccharomycetaceae.
AUGCCUACCGUUGCCAUCAUCAUACAGUCGGUAAGACAUGUAGAUUUCGACAACUUAUUGAUGUUAUUUCAGAAAUGUCUAAAGGAUAUGACAAAAGAAGAUGCGGGAUUGGAUAUUGUACUAUUGGAGCAUUUCCAGUCAUCCACAUAUCUAGACUUCAUCCUUGGCAAACUUUACAGUAGUAGCAGAGAAGUGCUGUUAACGCAGGAUAUGUUCGAAGCUCCUGUGAACGUUUUAUUCAAUCAGCCAUAUGAAUAUUAUCAGUUGCUUGCUUGGGAUGUCGUAUAUCUGCCCCGGGAUCUUGACGCAACUUGUUUUCCUAACAUUCAUACAGAGUUUUACGAUAUAUUAUCAAACAAGGAGGUUGACUGGUCGAAGGAAUCAAUGCGUGAUGAAAAUAUAUACAGUGUUAGCGCUUUGGGUGGCACUUUUGAUCACUUACAUGAUGGCCAUAAGAUAUUAUUGAGUAUAGCAGCAUUUUUAACAUCCCAUCGUUUGAUAAUCGGAGUUACUGAUCAAGAAUUGCUGCAGAACAAGAAAUUCAAGGAACUGCUCCAGCCUUUCGAAUACAGAUGUGAAGGAGUGAAGAAAUUCCUUUGUAGGAUCAAGCCUGUUCUUAGGAUCGAAAUAGUUCCUAUUCGUGACGUAUGCGGUCCAACUGGCACGGUUCCUGAAAUUGAAAGUUUAAUCGUGAGCAGAGAAACAGUCUCAGGAGGUGAAUUUGUUAAUAAAACGAGAAAAUCAAAGGGUCUCAAACCUUUGGAAGUUCAUGUGGUUAAUGUACUAGGCGGUAACGUUGAGGAUGGUUGGAAAGAAAAAAUGAGUAGCACCGAACUCAGAAGGCGUGCGAUGAAAAAAGAUGCGAGAUAA